Rhodofomes roseus is the source of this 1032-nucleotide messenger RNA. RefSeq lists its product as uncharacterized. The coding region runs from base 1 to 1032 and encodes 343 amino acids. The record is from RefSeq and is a predicted model, not a curated record. The transcript has 8 exons. NCBI's taxonomy places the organism in Eukaryota, Fungi, Basidiomycota, Agaricomycetes, Polyporales, Fomitopsidaceae. Gene Ontology annotation, biological process: chromatin remodeling.
AUGUCUGUUUCGAGCCAACAUGAAGGUCUAUGUCUCCGUUAUCCCGAACCUCUGGGGCCCCAUGCCAAUGUCACCUAUGAGGUUGCCGUCUCGAUGCUCUUGCGUGCCAUCCAGCUCGCACAACAUACACCUUUCGUGUGGGGAUAUAUAGACAAACCACAAGAGGGUCACUUAUACCUGAUAUUCAUGACGCAACAACUGCCGUUCCCCCCGGAUGGCAUACGGUAUCAGGAUCAAGAGCAGAAGAUGAUCAUACCGGCGGGGCCCGGGAGGGAGCUGGAAAUUAUGGAGAUCAAAUUCGGCUUCAUCCCGAACUCAACAGACACAACAGCUUGCAGGGUCCGGAGACGUUACCGGAUGAACAAGGGUGGCCAUCCACAAUUGGUACUCAUCCAUUACGGCCGUGGGCAACCAAUGUCCAUAAUGCCAAACCUUAACCAGCCCGUACGCAACUAUCCGCUACGUCCCAUACACGAGCCAGCACUCUUCGUUGUUGGUGAGAAGAUGGGUCAGAAGGUCUACCCUAACCAACAUCCAGGAUCCGCGGAGCGACCAGGCCCUCCAGGCAUGGGCAUCGGGUUCGGUGGGAUAGGCAACUCUCAGGCCAUGCUCGCACAGCAAAACAGCAACCUUGAGGCAUUGGAGCGGCGAAGUCAGCGGGAUCGCAGCGCGAGCAUGAACGCCCGCGCGCCACCACCAGCUCGAGUGGAGGACGACGAUUCCGCAGAUGAAUCAGACAUGAUAUCCACUCGCACACUCGCCAUGACGAGGUAUAAGCGGAAUCACGAAUUCAUGAACGAGGUCUUCAUGUAUGCUGCGUUCAGUCACAAGAAGGGGUUUCCACCACCCAAAUCUCCGUAUUCCGUCUUCAACAAAACCGACGUGGAGGCCACCGUUACAAAGUUCUCAGCUGAGAUUGACGAACUUCGUGCCAAGGCGGAGGCGCGAAGAGAAGCGAGAUCGAACGCAGACGGUGCCGUGGGGGAUGAGUCGGGAGAUGUCUCCAUGGAUGCGGAGGAGGUCGCAACAUGA